This is a messenger RNA of Drosophila ananassae, 2560 nucleotides long. Its product is annotated as PE-PGRS family protein PE_PGRS5. The record is from RefSeq and is a predicted model, not a curated record. The transcript has 2 exons. NCBI's taxonomy places the organism in Eukaryota, Metazoa, Arthropoda, Insecta, Diptera, Drosophilidae. The coding region runs from base 525 to 1850 and encodes 441 amino acids.
UAAAUCCGCGUGACUGCUCACGAGUUCUAUCGGCAAUAGCACAUCCCUAAAACUGACGGCGAAGGAACCACGAAACGUAGAGCAAGAAAAACGUUAAUAAUUUCCGAUCGAUUAACAAUAAGAAAUUGCGGGCGUAGAUCACGUUCCAGCACCCCACUCCGGCCACGCCCACCGUCCGACGGGGUCACAUAGUUAAUAAAACACCAGAGGCCGGAGAGCUGGGUGGAAAAAAAUCCGCGGAGAAAAGUGACCGAAAAAAAAAAAAUACAGGGGGAGCAGCGAAUAAAAAAAGAGAGAUAAGAAAAGCGAAACGAAACGAAAAGCGAACGAAUAGCACACACUUGUAGAAAAUACGUGUGGAUCAGUAGCAGUGCGUCCGGAUCGCGGGUGGAGAAAAUCUGGGAUGGAUUAGCAGAGCCUGUGGCCGCAACGGAAACGGAAUUUUGCACGGGAACCGAUUGUGUUGUUAGCAAGGAUCGCUGGAUCUGGAGGGUUCCCUUGCCGCAGGAUCCAAGCCGGCCACCAUGUCCUCCGCCUCGGUGAACAUCCAAAUCGUCUCCAUGCCAAAUCUGGCCAAGAUCGAGAGCUUCCUCAAGGAUGUUAGCUAUCGGGAGACGAUCGAGUACAGUGCCAACUUCAAUACACGCCUGUGCAUCGAGCGGCGCCUGCGGUUGCCGUUCCUCGAUCCCCAAACGGGAGUGGCCCAGAACCACUCGCAGCUGUUCCUCGACAAGCGCCAGCGUAUGCCCGGCUUCCGUCAGGGCCAGAUAUACACCUAUCCGGCGGCACGAUGGCGCAAAAGUCGUCGCCAGUACUUGAACAAGAUGUACAGUCGCUUUCCGGAGCGUCCAUUCCAGGCGCUGCGCAAGGAGCACGAGGCUUUGGUGGCCGGCGGCGGCUUGAGUCUGGGCAACCUCAGCCAUCUGACGGGCGGAGGCGGUGGUCUCGGACUGAGCGGCUCCAUGCCCGGCCUGAACAGCGGCCUGGGCAGCUCCUCGUCGCUGACCCUCAACAUGCUGACCGGCGGCGGUGCUGCGGCGCCCACUGUUCUCGGUUCCCUGCACAGCGACACUGCGCACGAUUUCAACGGAGCCUUUAGCCUGGAGGAGUCCAGCUCGCUGGGCGCCGCCGGCGGCGACACCUCCGACAGCAAAGACAGCCAGCAGCAACAGCACCUGGCCGCGGCCGUUGCCGCCAAGGAGGAGCAGCUGCCCAAGGAGUGGUUCUACGACGACAUGGACAUGAACGAUGUGGACUCGCUGGAGGAGCCCAAGUCGCCGGCGGACGAUGAGUAUGACUACGAUCCGCGAUAUGGCAACAAGAAGAGACGCAAACGACGGCCGGGCAAGCGUGGCGGCGAUUCCGGUGGCGGUGGCGGCGGAGGAGGCGGCGGUGGAGGAGGUGGUGGCGGUGGAGGAGCCGGCUCGAGCUCGCGGCGACGCAGUGCAGCCACUAGGACACGAAUCACGACCACAGAUGCCGCGCUGGACGCCUCGCUGGAGGCAAUCGAAUCGGGUGAGAGUGUUCCCGGCAGCAAUGGCACAUCCGGCGGCAUUUUGAGCGGCAGUCUGGGAUCGGCGGGCGCCGGUGGAGCCGGCUCGCUAGGUGGACCCGGCGGUGCCGGACUGGGCGGACUCGGAGGCGGUGCAUCUGGUGCGGCGGCCAAUAAUCGCAGAUCCCGUGGUGCUGGCACACGCGGCCGGCGACGAACCAAAGCCGGUGCUGCCGGCGGUGAUCCGCCCAGUCCUGGUAUGGUCAUCGAGCCGCCAUCCUUCGAGAGUGCCGCUGCGGCGGUGGGCGUGGUCGAGGACGGGAACGCCCACCUGCGCAACUACCGGAAGUAUCUGUAACGCUUCUGUAACUUUCAAAGGGAGAUCGACACCAACUUCUAGGAACGAACCAACAAAUUCCUCCUCCUCCUCCUCCUCCUUCUCUGUUCUCCCUCCGUUCUGUUUAUUUUUUUCUUCACAUUGUUUUUCAAACUAUUCGCUCACCUUAAUUUAAAAAAAACAACAUAGUUUUUAAGUUAUUAGUUCAUUAGACCCGAAAAAAAACAAAACAAAUAUAUAAUGAAGUAAAAAAAAACAAGAGAAAGAAAGAUUUCAAAAGUGGACCAGGACCAGGACCAGGACCAGGAACAGAAACAGGACUAGGAGAAAGGAUCACGAUCAUGAGUUCACAAGCAGGCCGUAGCCAAUACAUUUCCAAUGUUUCGCCUCUCUUAACUUUACGUUCCCAUAGCCAAUUGAUUGUUGUUUUUUAAACUACCAUAGUUGGUUCAGGCGGACCAUCUUAAAAUGUUUAAAAAUUUUAUUUUAUUAUUUUUUAAACUCUAAUGGAAGUGUCUAGUUCCUAAAACUCACCUUCUACAUCCUUCUAAAUUAUAAGAAUUUAUUUUAAACAUGUAUUUUUGUUUAGAAAAACUAUUUGAGGAAGAACUGUAUAUUUUGAUUAGUUUUUUUUUUUUGAAGUUCGCCUGAUUAUACCAAUUAUAUAAUUCAAUUUAUAUAUAUAUAUAUAUAUAUAUAAAUAUGUGUGUAUUUUAUAUAUAAAUAACUAG